CACCCGCUGUCAUUAUUGUUUCAGUACAUGAAUUUGGAAACUGUUACUAAAUAAAAAUGGGUUGUAUGUUGAGAAGUGACCCUAUGUCACUGUUUGAUACAUACAUCCAACCCGAAGUAGCGUUUGAAACGAUGUCUUAUCUUGGAGAUUUAGGCUGUUGUCAGUUUCUGGAUAUGAAUCCCGAUGUUCAGCCAUUUCAGAAAAGUUAUGUGUCAGAAAUGUGUCGAUGCGCGGAAAUGGAACGGAAACUAAGGUUUAUGGAAGACGAAAUAUUGAAAGAUAGUAUUCAUAUACCUCACUUGAAAACUGAACCUCAAGCCUUACAACCAAAUGAGAUGCUUACAUAUGAGAAUAUGUUGGACAAGUGGGAAGGCGACAUUAUGGAAAUGUCAACAAAUGAAUCAAAUUUAAUGAAAAACUACGUUAAGAUGUCUGAAAUGUAUUAUGUCUUAGAGCACGUCGGACCAAUGCUGGGAGACGCUGAGUUGAGAAGAGAAUCAUUUUUUUCUAAAAAAAAUACAACCGCUGGUGCUGGUGAUAUUGGCUUUGGGGGUCAAUUGAUGGUUCUUGCGGGAGUAGUGAGACGAAAGAGAUGUUUUCACUUCGAAAUGAUGUUAUGGAGGAUCUCCCGUGGAAAUAUAUACUUUCGACAGGCAUCUCAGGACAGAAUAUUCAAGGAACCAAUGUCGAUUAAAGAAAUUAGAAAGGUUGCAUUCUUAGCUAUUUGUCAAGGAGAAGAGCUGAAACUCCGUAUGCAAAAAGUAUGUAGCGGAUUUCGUGUCAAUGUAUACUCUUGUCCUAAAACAUAUGAAGAAAGAACAGAUAUGCUUGAAAAAUUGGGUACUAGACUUCUUGACAUCGAACAAGUACUAAGAAAAACCGAUUUCCAUCGAUGUAAAACUUUAAGAACAAUCUCUCGUCAGAUUCGUACAUGGGUGAUACAAGUGAAAAAGUCAAAAUCUAUUUAUCAUAAUUUAAAUUAUUUUAAUAUGGACAUUACCAAAAAAUGUCUCAUUGGUCAAUGUUGGGUACCGGAUAGAGAUGUAAACAAAGUUCAAGAAGGCCUAAAAAAGUGCUCGCAAAUGGUCGGUACAAAUGUACAUUCGUUCAUGUCAAAGAGAAAUACUGACGCAGUGCCACCAACAUUUCAUCGUACCAACAGGUUUACUAAAGGAUUUCAAGCGCUAAUAAACGCUUACGGCGAUUCUGCAUACAGAGAAUUGAAUCCUGGACUCUAUACAAUAAUCACUUUUCCCUUUUUAUUUUCUUUGAUGUUCGGUGAUAUGUGUCAUGGUAUAAUAUUGUUGCUUUUUGGAUAUUGGAUGAUAAUCAAUGAGAAAAAGUUCAUCGCCCAAAGAUCAACUAAUGAAAUUUGGAAUAUUUUCUUCGGAGGACGUUACGUUAUUACGAUGAUGGGUGCCUUUUCAAUGUACGCCGGGUUCAUAUACAACGACUGGUUUUCUAAGGCUAUAGUAGUAAUGGAUGCCUAUUGGAUCAACAAUCUGAACGCGGAACAGAUUGCAGCAAAUCUAAUAAUUGAACUGGACCCUAAAGAUGAAACGGGACCAGUUUAUAUAUUCGGUAUAGAUCCAAUUUGGAAAGUGGCUAAAAACAAGAUAAUGGUCGAAAACUCAAUCAAAAUGAAACUGUCUAUAAUAAUUGGAAUAGUUCACAUGAUGUUCGGAAUUUUUCUCAGUUUAUUCAAUUACAUAUAUUUUAAACGCAAAUAUCUGAUAUACUUGCAAUUUAUACCAGAGAUUUUAUUUCUAAUGUGUCUUUUCCUCUGGUUAGUGAUUUUGAUAUAUUUAAAAUGGUUCACAUACAGUGGUAAAUCAGGGGAUCUUUUAACGGGCGCUGGAUGUGCUCCCCAAAUCCUAAUCCUCUUUAUCGACAUGAUGCUACUAAGUACUACUAAACCAGUGGAAGAGGAUUGCGAAGCAUACAUGUUCAAAAAUCAACAGACUGUACAAACAAUUUUGCUAGUCAUAGCCUUAUCCUGCAUACCUAUAAUGUUAUUUGGACCACCUGGUUAUAUUUAUUACGUUAAUAAAAGGAAAACAAAAGAGAUUAUGAAAACAGUUAGUAAAUUUCGUGGCUAUCAACAUCGAGACUCGGAUAAGCUGUCAGAAAAUGAUAUCGUUGCGCAGUUGAAAAAAUAUCAAGUGAAUUUCGGGGAACUCAUGAUUCACCAGGGCGUACAUACUAUUGAGUAUGUUCUGAGUACAAUAUCGCAUACAGCCUCAUAUCUACGACUAUGGGCAUUAUCACUGGCUCAUGCCCAACUAUCAGAAAUGUUGUGGAUAAUGAUUUUCGCAAAAUUAGCAUUGAGUGAUCACAGUAUACUGGGAUCAAUAAAAGUAUUUGUCGUAUUCGCCAUUUGGGCCAUUUUCACUCUUUCUAUAUUGGUAAUAAUGGAAGGCCUUUCGGCGUUUCUUCAUACACUUAGAUUGCAUUGGGUCGAAUUUAUGAGUAAAUUUUAUUCUGGGGGCGGAUGGCCAUUUCGUCCUUUUUCUUUCAAGGGUUUAAUGUCUGGAGAAGAAGAAAAAAUUGAUACCGUUUGUAAAAAAAGACAAACGUAUCUUCAAGAAUAACCACAUCAGUUGAUAUAAUUUGAUGGCCAUAAUUAAUUUAGGUUGCGUUUUUGUUGGAUAAAAAAUACGACUACUUGUAUUAAGCAAGAUUUUCCUAUGUAUUUAAAUUGAUAAACGAAUCGGUAACUACUAAUUAUUGUUUGUUGAAGACAAUACCAGUAUAACACAGAGAAAUAGGACAUGCAGAAUGAAGUCCAAACGAAUGGACCGUAUGAAGUCAGACAGUAAAUCCCGGCAGCGGCUGUCAGCGCUGCUCGCAUUAGACCGCUGACCCAUUAAAUAGACAGCAUUUGCCGUUUCUAAUUUCAUUUGUUAUUCGAAAAAAAAAACACACGGCUAUUUAUGACAUAUAUAUAUUAUUUUAAAUUUAGAAACUAGUAGCGUACUUUACGCAAUUUAUUCCAUACUUAAAUGUAGUCACAUAUAUUAUUAUAACUACAUAUGUACCUAAGUGAAUUCCAACGUGAAACUAAACAUAGUAGUAUCACUUUAAUUGAACGUAGUUAUAAAAAUAUAAGUGUAAUAAAAGGAAAUGCACAUAACUUUUAAAAAUAAAAUCUAUUUCAAUUUUACAAGUAAGUGUAUAUGUAAUUAAUGAUAUACAUUAAUUCAUCAAUAUUUACCAUAUACUUAAAACUAAACUGUUGUUCGCCAAUAUUAAACAUACUCUCUUUGAACACGACGGCCUCCACAUACUUACAUUACAUGCUUUGUGUAUGUUAUAAACAAUGCUUGCUAGUACAGCCUUUGUGUAUCGGUAUAUUGCAAGGCAAAUGCAUCGCAACCUUCUCUCGGUCUGACCGCAUACAGGAAUAGAACGUUGUAUCGAAAUUAUUCUCAAUAGAAGGAAUUUAAAAUGGGAUUUCCCCAUAUUGUUAGAGAGUACAAGUAAAUUUUAUGUUAU
Achroia grisella is the source of this 3495-nucleotide messenger RNA. RefSeq names its product V-type proton ATPase 116 kDa subunit a 1-like. Lineage: Eukaryota; Metazoa; Arthropoda; Insecta; Lepidoptera; Pyralidae. Gene Ontology annotation, molecular function: ATPase binding; proton-transporting ATPase activity, rotational mechanism. The transcript is spliced from 16 exons. Gene Ontology annotation, cellular component: vacuolar proton-transporting V-type ATPase complex; plasma membrane; vacuolar proton-transporting V-type ATPase, V0 domain. The record is from RefSeq and is a predicted model, not a curated record. Gene Ontology annotation, biological process: vacuolar acidification; proton transmembrane transport. The coding region runs from base 57 to 2591 and encodes 844 amino acids.